This is a messenger RNA of Neofelis nebulosa (Clouded leopard), 1363 nucleotides long. It is a transcript of the gene HMOX1, whose product is annotated as heme oxygenase 1. The record is from RefSeq and is a predicted model, not a curated record. Gene Ontology annotation, molecular function: heme binding; heme oxygenase (decyclizing) activity. The transcript is spliced from 4 exons. Gene Ontology annotation, biological process: response to oxidative stress; heme oxidation; heme catabolic process. NCBI's taxonomy places the organism in Eukaryota, Metazoa, Chordata, Mammalia, Carnivora, Felidae. Bases 16 to 957 code for a protein of 313 amino acids.
CCUGCUGAGAGGCAGAUGGCAGGCUCAGAAGCUCAGAGUGGGGAUGAACCCUGCUCAGAGCCACUCUUAUUCACCCUCCCCCUCUCUCCCUCCCUCCCCCCUCCCCUCUGCAGCAUUCCCCAGGAUUUGUCAGAGGCCCUGAAGGAGGCCACCAAGGAGGUGCACGUCCAGGCAGAGAAUGCCGAGUUCAUGAAGAACUUUCAGAAGGGCCAGGUGACCCGGAAAGGAUUUAAGCUGGUGAUGGCCUCCCUGUACCACAUCUACGUGGCUCUGGAGGAAGAGAUCGAGCGCAACAAGGAGAACCCCGUCUAUGCCCCCCUCUACUUCCCCGAAGAGCUGCACCGCAGGGCCGCCCUGGAGCGGGACAUGGCCUUCUGGUACGGGCCCCGCUGGGAGGACGCCAUCCCCUACACGCAGGCCACCAGGCGCUACGUGCGGCGGCUCCACGAGGUGGGGCGCAAGGAGCCGGAGCUGCUGGUGGCCCACGCCUACACCCGCUACCUCGGCGAUCUGUCCGGGGGCCAGGUCCUCAAGAAGAUUGCUCAGAAGGCCCUGGACCUGCCCAGCUCCGGGGAGGGCGUGGACUUCUUCACCUUCCCCAACGUCGCCAGCGCCACCAAGUUCAAGCAGCUGUACCGCUCCCGUAUGAACACUCUGGAGAUGACCCCCGAGGUCAGGCAGAGGGUCAUCGAAGAGGCCAAGGCUGCGUUCCUGCUCAACAUUCAGCUGUUUGAGGAGCUGCAGGAGCUGCUGGGCCAGGACGCCGAGGACCAGAGCCCCUCGCAGGCACCGGGGCUGCGCCGGCGGGUCGGCAGCGGGGUGCGAGAUGCUGCUCUCACGGAGACUCCCAGAGGGAAGCCCCAGCCGAACCUUCUCUCCCAGGCGCCGCUCCUCCGAUGGGUCCUUACCCUCAGUUUUGUGGUGGCAACGGUUGCUGUGGGGCUUUAUGUCAUGUGAUUGCAAGGGUGCUGGCCCCUCAGGCUGUGAACUCUGUCCCACCGAGGGCCCUCUUUCUGGAGAGGGCACGUCUCUUGGCUGGCUUCCUUACUGUAGGCAAGGGGGGCUGUCUGGGCCCCCCGCCUGCCCUGUCCCUGCGUCCCUCUCUCUCUGGAAAGGGAGGAAGAGCCUGCGGCAUCUUCCCCAACCGAAAGCACAUCCAACUCAAUGACUUGCACUUCCAAACUGGGAUGAGGGGUCCUGCCUGGACCCUCAGCAGCCCCCGUUCCUGCAGCAGAGCCCAGAAGACAUGGCCAGAAGUGGCAGCUGUCUUGAACCUCCCCAUGCCCCGAGUUCGCGGUCUCCUUGACACGCCAUGACCGCUUGCCCCGUGGGCCAUGGCAAUUUUUAUACAAACGUGCAAAGA